GAAGUUCCGAUGGGAUGUUUACAACUAUGGCCGCCGUUUUUGAACAAGAAUAACUUCUGACGGAAAUAAAAUGUUCCUUUAGUAAUAUUAGACUCCUGAUUUUAAUGUGAAGUCAAAAAUGGUUGAGAAAGACAAAUUUCUUGUCGUAAUUUCUGUUCUAGAAGGAAGGAGAUUUCCAAAGCGACCAAAGCACAAAAUUAUAACCGAGGCUCGGUUUGAUGGAGAGCUCCUGUCUACAGAUCCUGUGGACCAUACAGAAACCCCAAACUUUACCCAGGAACUUGCAUGGGAACUUGAUAAGAAAGGUCUCCAACAACACAGACUGCAAAGGACCUCAAUUAAAAUUCAGUGCUAUGCCAGUGACAGUACCUCAACAGCUAAGGAGGCUGUCGGAUAUGUAGUUCUGGAUUUAAGAUCAAUUACAACUAAACAGACACCAAAAUGGUAUCCUCUUCUGCACUCAAAAUACAGCAAAAACAAAUCAGAAAUUCGCUUAGCUAUUUAUCUGGAGGAUGAUAAAAGUGGAGGGCAAGAAACAAGCUUCAAGGCAAAAGAAGCACCUGCAAGAUUACUUGAGGACACACAGAACUUAGGGGUGGACCCCCGACACCUCCAGCCAUUGCUGAACGAAGCUGAGGGAUAUUAUCAGAUUGGAUCAAAGCUCAAAUGUAAAGAGCUGUUUGUAAUGUCCGUCACGAUUGCUCAAGCUGCAAAUUUAACACAGCUGAUCCCGAGCUCUCAGCCACUUCCUGUGACAGCCAGUGGUUAUUUCUUUUAUUUCUCCCUGCUGGGGAAUGAUGUGACAAACGAGACGUUCCAUGAUUUAAUUAAUCCUAACUUCCCUGCGGAGCGAGCCUCUGUCAAAAUCCGCAGUAAUGUGGACACACUGAGAGCGUUUUUCUCAUGUCAGCCCGGAAUACAGAUACAUUUGUGUUGUGGAGAGCAGUCAUUAGGGAGCUCUGAGAUUCCUCUUAAGGACCUUCUAGUCAAAAACAGCACUGAAAUUUACAUGAAGCCAGUCUCCAUUGAGGGCUCAUUUCAGUUGAUACCCCCAAAUAAAACUAAGCAACAAAUUACCCUUGCCCCUGGGGAUUUAUCCCCUACCGUGGGGGUCUCCAUCGUUCUGAGGAAAGAGGAAACGGUGAUGCCAUCCACUGCCAAUGGUGAUAAACAGGAAAGCAAAGUCCUGGGGUCCCCUGUAAAGGACCGGGAUGUGUCCCCACCAAGAAGACCAGUAUCUCCAUCAGCCAAGGCCAAGAAAGGUCAUUCUCCUGGGAAAAAGAAGGAAAGGGAACCAGUAAAACAACAAGAACCAGUCAAGGCAGCUGACGAUUAUGAAGAUGACUUUGAGGAUGGAAAUAACACCCAGGAGUUUAUUAGUAGUUUUGAGGAGGAAAAAGGUGCUAAGAAAACCAAGGACAAACCAGCAGGUGCCCCCCGGAGUCCACGAACCCCUGUCAGGUCCCACCCAGUGGACAGCCAGACCACCACCUCCACCCACCUGGCUAUCCCGCCCCAGGCGCAUCACUUCACCUUCUCAAUCGACCUUCGCAGCAUCAAGGACUUCCACAGUGCAUCCACUCUGAUGGUCUUCAUAAGAUACUCGUACCCUUUCUUUGGGAGUGCAGCUCCAAUACUGACAAACCCUCCAGUGGAAAUCAGGAGAGGAAUGGAAGUCAUCCUUCCCCAGUCCUUCUGUGCAUUUGACUUUGCCUGCUCCAUACAACAGCUGCAGGAGACAUUUCUUAGAGUGCCUCUGAUGAUAGAAGUGUGGCACAGAGACAAACAACUGUCCCAGGACAUGCUGAUUGGAUCAGGGCGGCUUCCAUUGGACCAGAUCAUCACCACUGACAAAUUUAGAAUCUCAAGCAGCACUGGAUCUGCUGGGUGGAGACAGACAUUUCACGACAGACAGACAAUUACAGCCAAUGACAGUGGACAGCAGAAGAUUGGUGAGGUCUGUUUUGUGCUGUGUCUGGAGGACUGGGGACCAAUCACAGCCCAGCAGAUUGUGGUGCAGCAGGAGGGACCUCAGCCAGUAAAAGGAUCCCCAGUACGAUCACCCAAAGCAACACAAAGGGAAGUAAGUCCUGAGGAACCCCGAAAGACUGCUGAAUAUCAGGCUGCUGUGGAACUUGAGAUGUGGAAGGAAUCUCAGGAACAGAUGUUUGAGAAUCAGCUGAAGCAGAAAGAAAUUAUGUACAUGAAGGCCUUAGCGGAGGAAUGGAAGAAGAGAGACAGAGAGCGGGAAAUCAUCAUGAAAAAGAAGGUUGCAGAAUACACCCAAUCUGAGGAGAAGCUGAGGAAAACCUUGUUAGAUCUACAGAAAAGAGAGAAACAGCUAGCAGCCAACGAACAAGAGGUGACGCGGCAGCGGGGAGAGCUGCAGAGGGAACACGACAGAAAACUACAGGAAGUUAAGGAUGCCUCACACAGGAUGAAGGAAGAUUGUCUCCACCAGGUGGAGCUAGAAAGAAUGAAAGUUCGAGAGAUUGAGGGAAUCGUGGAUCGAUACAAAACUGAGCUGAAUGAGAUGGAGAAGAAAUAUAGGGCCCUGGAGAAAGAGUUUGCUGUGUUCAAAGAGCAGCAGAAUAGUAAACCAGAGGUCCGACUUCAGUCCGAGAUCAACCUGCUAACACUAGAAAAGGUGGAGCUGGAGAGGAAGAUUGAUGCUUUGUCCACAUCCAAGUUACACUACAAACAGCAAUGGGGCCGCGCGCUGAAGGAACUGGCUCGUCUAAAACAGAAAGAGCAGGCAUCAGCAAAGGCGGAGCUUAAACGGCAACAACAGGAACUGGAACACAUGCGUCUGAGGUAUUUAGCCGCGGAGGAGAAGGAAGUGGUCAGCUCGGAAAAGAAAGAGCUGGAGGAACUAAAGCAUGAAUUGUCCAAAUUAAAGAAACUUGAAGAGGAUAAGGGUAAGGGCAUGCCGGACAACAGCCCAAGAGACGGGAUGUACCCCCUACAGCCAGAUUUAGACUAUAGUUUGGACGACCACAUCACACGGCUGAUCGAGGAGCGCGAUACUCUUCUUAGGACAGGCGUAUACUCCACUCAGGACAAAAUCAUUGCAGAACUGGACAGACAGAUCCGGGAGUCCAUCACUCAGAAGAAGACUAAUGCCUUAUAGCAAUCCAGUAGUGUCUACUCUAUCGGGGGAAGUAUUCUGGCCAAACACUGAUGUCAAAGUUUUAGCUACCACACAGCAAACAGCGCACGGAAAUCAUCGGAAGUGGUACUGAAUAGAAAUUUGCAAUCCAGUCAUGUUUUAUUAAUCUGCAGGUGCUUGUUCUAUAUAAACGGAGAUUGAUAAUGCAGGUGCUUGUUCUAUAUAUAUGGAGAUUUGAUAAUGCAGGUACUUGUUCGUUAUACGGAGGUUAGAGAAUGCAGGUGCUUGUUCUAUAUGGAGAUUUGAUAGUGAACACCGGUAUAUGUAUUACAGUUCUCAUUGUUUUGUGGUUUUCUAAAAGUUCAUUUACAUGUAAAAUGACCUUUUUAUUCAAUCUUGGUUAAUAUCAAAAGGUCUGAAAAGAUUAUUUUGUAGUGAAAUAGUUUUCAAAUAAUUUGAUGGAAUGUUUUUUUUUUGUAUUUAAAUUUUCAUAGAUUGAAAAUAGUUUUUCAUUUUUUUUGUUUUUGAGGGUUUCACUCUGAACCAACAAUUAACACCAAAAAUAAAGAUUUUGGUAGAAAUUACAGCAUACUCCUAUAUACUGUUAUAAGAUGAGUAGAAUGCAUUUGCUUGUGGUAUAGGUGUAUUAUCUUGUAAAAACAAUUGAAUGCACAUUGAUUAGUGUGAAGUAAAUGAGCCAUUUGAAAGUAGUGCUUUAUAUUAUACUGGACAUUUAGAUGCAUAUUUGACAUGGAGCUUGUAUGAUUGCCCUAAUGUUCUGAAACUGCAAUGGUUAGCAAAUAAAAUUGCAUUUCAUAUUCAUCCAUGAUCGGUUUUCAUGUAGAAUCUCUGUUAGUAAGUUUUUAACAAACAUUACACAAAUUUCUUACUUUAGACAUUUAUUCUUGAUUUUCAUGUAUAUCUGCCUGACCUCCUUCGACCUUGACAGUGUCUGAUUAGGCAGUUGUCACUGUGUCUUUGUUAGCUGAGUGUUUUGGGGGAGCUGACUAAAAACCCUUGACUAGGGAAGCUGGAACAUUGUGUCAUUAUAAGGUGUUCGUGAAGUGAAGGGAGGCCGUUAUGACUGUACUGUAUAUAUCUGUGAUAGUGGAUUAAUGUCAAGCACUUGCAGAACUCAAUCUCUCAUGUCAGCAAUCAUCUCCAUAUCAACACAAUCUCCCAUCUGUAAAGGUUUAAUGUAACCCUGUUAGGGUUCAAUAUCACACCAUCUCCUAUCUGUAAAGGUUUAAUGUAACCCUGUUAGGGUUCAAUAUCACACCAUCUCCUAUCUGUAAAGGUUUAAUGUAACCCUGUUCUGCUGUGUGUUGUGCACUUGGAAAACUCAGUAAUCUAGUUUUAGCUUACUUGUAGAAUGCUCUUUAUAGUUCAUGUCUUCUCACACUUACUAGCAAAAUUUAACCAAAAAAAUGUUAUAGAAUUAAUAAUCUUUCAUAAUACACUGUAGAUAUUUGUUUUCAUGCGUAUUAUACAUAAAUAACAAUUUCUUAUCACCUCAGCUCUGGAACCCCCUAAGUAAAUACAGAAGGUAGAACGGUGUAUUAUAUCACUUGAUGGGGUAGACACACAAUGAUAUUGAACUUCAUUUAAGCCCUUUGUAUAUAACUGUUGAAUGAAGAGAAAGGUUCAAAAGUGUAUUUAAAGUAUUUGAAUAUUUACUGAUUUUGCAGCAUGUACAAGUUAACUUUGUAAAAUUAGAACAACAUGGGCAAAUGUAUGUUUAUUUAAGCAAUAUUGUGAUAUGUAAAUAACAUACUAUAUAUAUAUGAUAAAUAUGUUGUUAACUUGUUCGUAACAUUUUUGAACUGAAACAUUAAAAUUGUAAAGAAA
This is a messenger RNA of Ostrea edulis (European flat oyster), 4957 nucleotides long. RefSeq names its product centrosomal protein of 120 kDa-like. Gene Ontology annotation, cellular component: centriole; centrosome. The record is from RefSeq and is a predicted model, not a curated record. The transcript has 21 exons. NCBI's taxonomy places the organism in Eukaryota, Metazoa, Mollusca, Bivalvia, Ostreida, Ostreidae. Bases 119 to 3130 code for a protein of 1003 amino acids. Gene Ontology annotation, biological process: interkinetic nuclear migration; centrosome cycle; positive regulation of centriole elongation.